Vanessa atalanta (red admiral) is the source of this 7912-nucleotide messenger RNA. RefSeq names its product unconventional myosin-IXAa-like. Bases 766 to 6795 code for a protein of 2009 amino acids. Lineage: Eukaryota; Metazoa; Arthropoda; Insecta; Lepidoptera; Nymphalidae. Gene Ontology annotation, molecular function: ATP binding; GTPase activator activity; microfilament motor activity. The record is from RefSeq and is a predicted model, not a curated record. The transcript has 34 exons. Gene Ontology annotation, cellular component: myosin complex. Gene Ontology annotation, biological process: intracellular signal transduction.
AUAAAAAUGGUGGUUCAAUUUCUAUAGAAUAUUUAGUAAAUUGAAUUAAGUUAUAAAACCUUAAAGAGCCUCACAUAAGUUGUACAUGAUUUUGAAGAUAGUUAUAUUGUAAUUGUGCAUCUGGUGCGAUUACGUGGUGCGUAAGCGAGAGUUGUGUAUGACAAAUAACAGGUUGUUGAAUACACCGACUUCGUUGCGAUUUUGUGUAGUUACAUUGUUCGUUUCAACUAUUACUAAAGACUUGCAAAAGGAAGUGAAGAAAGCUACAUUUUUGUAUAUUAUUUGAAUUGAGUGAAAAUGUCAAUAUGUUAAAAGAGCAACAAGCUGAGCAACUUCAAUUUAAUCAGCAUGUGACCCACAUCUGAGAUUUCUCUUCCUUGUAUAUUGUUUUCAAACUAAAAUAUCAAUUCAUUUAAUACUACAUCAGACCGGCUAAAGUCAAGAAUUCACCGUAAAGUCGUACGGAAGAAACUACAUGAAUAUCAGACAUGACAUUUUGUGAUCUUGUCACGGUUGACUACAACCUGUGCAGCUCUCGGGGGGUCAUAUUCACAAACCAGGAUUUUUGAAAACAUCGUUGAAUUCGACGAAGAUUAAUCGUGUUAUCUUAAAAUUUAGGAUCGUCAAAAAGUAACUAAUAAAUUAUCCCCAAAUGUUAUUAAUAAAACUAAGUGAAGUUUAAAAUACAUUCCAAGAAGUGUGUAGUGUACCAAAAUGAAAUUAAAUUAUUUACUAAAGUAUCAAGAGUGUGUAGAAUGAAGCAGGAUGGCUCAUGCUGAAAAUCAUAGAUACAUUGUGCAGGUAUUUGUAGGAGCACUUUCUGCACAAUAUGAAGCCUUGUCAGUAGAAGCCUCUAAGCAAACAAGCUCUGAGGAGAUAGUUUGCUGCAUUGCUGAUAAACUCAGCUUAAAUGAUGGAUCGGGAGGUCCUUAUGAGUUGGCAGAGGUGGUGGGAGACAUGGUCAGCGGAGAAUGUAAGGAAAGGCGUCUCGGACCCAACGAGUCGCCGGUCGCAGUCAUGAUGUUGUGGCCCAACAACAAUUCCGGUCAAUACUACAGGUUCUAUCUGCGAGAAAAGAUUCCCGACGAACCAUGGAUGGAAAACUUCUCAGUGGACCCGCAACUUAUAAAGGACUACUUCCAGCGGUUUCUUUAUCAGCCGAAGGAUCGGGAGUAUCCCGACCUGUGCCAGCUGCCAGAGUUAAACGAACAGACCCUCCUGGAUAACUUGAGAGCUCGAUUCGCCGCUGGAUAUAUCUACACAUAUGUUGGCUCUAUAUUAAUAGCCCUCAAUCCCUUCAAGUUCUAUCCUAUUUACAACCCAAAAUACGUUAAGCUGUAUCAAAAUAAGAGAAUAGGCUCGAGCCUUCCUCCUCACAUCUUCGCAGUCGCUGACGCGGCGUACCACUGUAUGCUACGAGAGCGGACGAAUCAAUGUAUUGUGAUAAGUGGCGAAAGCGGUUCAGGGAAAACAGAGAGUACAAAUUUUCUUCUCCAUCAUCUCACCGCCCUCAGUCAGAAAGGAUCUCAUGGAAGUGGCGUGGAACAAACUAUAUUAAGUGCAGGACCAGUGCUAGAGGCUUUCGGUAAUGCGAAAACCGCUCAUAACAAUAACUCCAGUCGGUUUGGCAAAUUUAUACAAGUGAAUUAUAAGGAAAAUGGUAUGGUUCACGGUGCUGUAGUGCAGAAAUAUCUUCUAGAGAAAUCCCGAAUAUGUAGUCAAGGUCGAAACGAAAGGAACUAUCAUGUGUUUUACUAUCUCUUGGCGGGAGCUUCUGAACAAGAAAAGGAACAGUUGCAUCUGCUCAGUGUGGACAAAUACAAUUAUUUAUCAAAAACUGGUUGUAGUGUAGUGCCUGGUGUUGAUGAACAGUAUGAGUUCUCACGUCUGAAACAAUCCAUGGACAUGGUUGGUUUCACACUGGAUAAGCAGCGGCGGUUGUUUGCUGUUCUCUCUGCGGUACUCCUUUUAGGCAAUGUGGAGUUUCAACCUCAAAGGAAGUCCUACCAUCAUGACGAAGCAGUGGGAGUGCGGAACCCAGAAGUGGUAUCACUUAUAUCAUCACUUUUGCGAGUUAAACAGGAGACUCUACUCGCGGCGCUCACAUCCAAACGAGCCAGAGCCUCAGGGGAGACACUUGUCAUUAACUAUAGGUUGCCAGAAGCGAUUGCCACGAGAGAUGCGAUGGCAAAAUGUCUGUACGGUGCUCUGUUCGACUGGAUAGUAAUGCAGGUCAAUCACGCAUUGCUCUCAAAAAAAGAUACACUCAGGGAACACCAAGGACAUAGUAUAGGCGUCCUCGACAUAUUCGGCUUCGAGGACUUCGGUCCGAGCAACAGCUUCGAGCAGCUCUGCAUCAACUACGCGAACGAGCACCUGCAGUACUACUUCAACCAGCACGUCUUCAAGUACGAGCAGGAGGAGUACCGGCGCGAGGGCAUCCGCUGGACGGACAUCGGCUUCUCCGACAACACGGGCUGUCUGCAGCUCAUCGAGGGCAAGCCGGGCGGCCUGCUGUGUCUGCUGGACGACCAGUGCAAUUUCCCGUGGGCGACAAACGAGACACUCCUGCAAAAAUUUAAUUCUGUGCAUGAAGACAAUCCCUUUUAUGAGAAACCACAGCGACGAGAGCCCGCAUUCGUAGUGCGACAUUACGCAGGGAGGGUUAAAUAUCAGGUGACAGCAAUGCGCGAGAAGAACUUAGACUUAAUGCGACAGGACAUAGUAAGCGUUCUAAAGAACUCUUCUCUGGCAUUUGUGAGAGAAUUAGUGGGUGUAGAUCCAGUUGCUGUCUUCCGAUGGGCUAUUGUACGAGCUUUCUUUAGGGGGUAUUUUGCCUUCUUAGAAGCUGGUAGACGGCAUCGGGUAAACAGGGUCGAAGGGGCGUCUAGGGUACAGCGAGCAUCUAUACAUGCGCCGAAUGACAGUAUUAUCAGCCAACUGGUGACAGUAUCGUCAAUCAAUCUUGCGAUCAACCGCAUUGCGGCGGGCAGGGCGCGGGCCGAUAGCAAGCAGCGCGUCGCGGGCAAACCUUACAGGCUCGCGGAGACGCGCACGCGCCGCCUCGAGCGCGACGAGCGCUUCGACGACGCCGACGUGCUGCAGCGCGCCAGCCUCAUCGUCAUGAAGAACAAAUCGUUUCGGCCACGGGAGCGCGCAAAGAAGGGCCUUAAGAACCUGCAGAGCGUGAAGACGCUGGCGGGCCGCACGGCCGCGCCCGCCGGGAAGCGCAAGCAGCCGCUCACCGUGGCCGCGCAGUUCCAGCACUCGCUCGCCGCGCUCAUGGAGACCCUCAACCAAGCCAACCCCUUCUUCAUCAGGUGUAUAAAAUCGAACAGCGACAAAGUGCCAAACGUAUUCGACGAGGAGACGGUCCAACGACAGCUGCGCUACACCGGCAUGUUGGAGACGGUUCGGAUCAGACAGGCGGGUUACAACGUGCGGCUCACGUACGAGGAGUUUAUUCAAUUGUACAGAAUACUUCUGCCCAAAGGAUUGCUAAGCUCGCAGACGGACGUCCGACACUUCCUGGCUACGUUAAAUUUGGAUAGGGAUAAUUAUCAAUUAGGUGCGACGAAGAUCUUCAUGCGCGAGAGUGAGCAGACAAAGCUGGAGUACCGGCUACAUCAGCAAAUUAUGGCCUCAAUUAUUACCAUCCAGCGCUGGUUUCGAGCCGUGCUGGAGCGACGGCGCUUCCUCGCGCUGCGGCGCGCCUCCGUCGUCAUCCAGGGAUACUGCAGACAGUGGCUGGUGCAGCGGCAGGAGGCGGCACUGCGAGUGCAGGCAUGGCUGCGCGGGCGGCGCGUGCGGCGCUGGUUCGUGCGCCUGCGCGCCGCGGCCGUGCUGUUCCAGGCGGCGGCGCGCGGCUGGCUGCUGCGCCGCUCGCUGCCCGCCCGCCGGCUGCCCACGCAUGAGACUAAAGCGGCGCUCGUGCCGGAAACUGGCGUCUUCAAGAAGCGGCCGCCCAGUAUUGAGCAAUUGAAGAAUAUUAUUGACAUACAGCUGAACAUGCUUAUACAGGAGGAGGCGGAAAAAACAAGACAGCUGCGAGCUACCCAAUCACUGCCAUUAGCGAGUUUAGAGAAAAAACGAGACAAUAUAUUGGAGAGCUCCAGCGCACAGACGUACAACAAAAGAAGAGUUUCCAAAACACAAAACAUAACAGAACUACCGCUUAAACAAUCAAAUCCAAGUUUAAUUAGUCAAGAAACAAACGAGUCAUCGCCAGAUGACAGCUGGAAUGUAAACUCCAAUAAAUAUCCACAAGGCAUAGUCGCCUGGCCAAACAAAAUUACAGCAGAAGACCUAGCCAACGAACUGCUGUGGCUCAGGAUAGAUCAGAACUAUCUAAUGGCUGAAAAGAACAAGAUACGAGAACGUGAGUUGGCCGAGUCGAUAGCUAGCAGUAGUGAGGAGUACCUUCGGCAGGUUGGCGACUGGAGUCCAGCUGAAAGUUCCGACACUACUAAAAGCGGAUCGAGACGAACAUCACCACAAGUGUAUCAGCGCAGCUUGUCGAGCACGACGCUGGAGCCUCCCGUGCGGACGCUGCACAGCCUGCCGCCCGUGCGCCGGGACCCGCGGGACCAGCGAGAAUCGCGGGACCACCGGGACUCAGUGCCCGCUAUUCGAACGGAAAACAAUACUGAACCGGCGAGCCCGCCGCCGGCGCGCGCCGAGGGCCCGCCCGCGCCGCCCGUGCGCGCCGCGCGCCGCUCCCCGCGCCGCCUGCCGCCCGACGCCGCGCCGCUGUCCGCGCUGCCCGCGCUCCCCGCCGACCACUUGGACAUUAAACGCUGCGCGUCGGAGGCGGCGGGCGGCGAGGCGCUGCGCCGGCGCAACUCCGACCCCGCGCCCGAGCCGCGCGCGCCCGCGCCCGACUACAUCGGCCACACCGGGAACGGGCUCUUCGGGAUCGCGGGACACAGGUUUCGUAAAGGUACGAGAUUCGCUAAAGGCGAUAAAUGUGUGUAUUGCCAUCAAGCGAUCGAUGCGUUCAUUACUCAAGGACAACGAUGUAUCGACUGCAAACAGCUUUAUCACACAAAGUGUAUUCAGAAUAAGGGAGUGAUCACCAUGCCCUGUCCCAGUCCCGUUACCGUUGCAUCUAGAGGACGACAUAAAAACAGAAAGAGGAUCAUUCUAAAUAAAGAUUCCCCAUACAGCUUAACGACAGACCAUUCCAAGGGCCCCGUUAGUUCUAAUUUUAAUUUGACCGGUACAUCCGAGUUCAUGGAUAGAACAGACAAAAUCAUAUCAGAUGCCACGGAAUUACAGGCAAUGCAAAAUUUCAUCACAAAGAAAAUAUAUCUUAUGGAGUCCUCAGAAAAUGAAAAACAGUCGGAAGUGGACAGGGUAUUCAAACAUGCAUUAAGAGAGUUCAAAGACAAUCUAGUAGCCACUUACAGCGUUGUAGAAACAAGAGGCUCAGCACUGAAGUACAAAGAUUUGAUAGGUAAUUUCCUUCACGUGAUGGAAACGGUUUGUGCCAGAGAAGGUUCCACACUUUCCAUAACGAUGGGUGUUAACGCCUUUAGGGGAUUCAUGGACGAGUUUAUGAGCCAACACGAAACAGAUAAGGCUAGGACGAAGAGAAAAAAGGAUAAGAAAAGAAAGGUGGACGAUCCGAUACAGUACAAGGGGCACACAUUCAUCUUAUCCAUGAUUAACAUCCCCACGGAAUGCGAGAUCUGUAAAACGUUCUUCAUGUGGCCGAUCGAGCGCUCUCUCAUUUGCCAGACCUGCAAACUCGCCUCACAUAAGAAGUGCUAUAUGAAGGUGUCGACGCAAUGCCGCAAGGACUCGGGCACUCCGUCGGCCUCCAUCGUCGGCGCCGUGGACGCGGGCGGCCGAGAACAGUUCGGCGUGCUCAAACGUGGAAAGGUCUUCGGCAUUCCUUUAAGCGAGUUGCCUACUGGGGAAGGAAACAUACCGAUCGUUGUUGACAGACUCAUUACUACUAUUGAAAUGACUGGAUUGUACACUGAAGGUCUUUACAGAAAAAGUGGACUUAGUUCUAAGGUGCGUGAGCUGCGACGCCUACUGGACGAGCGGCCGGAGGAGGGCGUAGAACGACUGGACGCGUACGCAGUGCACGUGCGCGCCUCCGUACUUAAAACAUUCUUCCGCGAAUUACCUGAACCGUUGCUCACUUUCGACCUCUACGACGAUUUUAUUCUUGCCGCAGAAAUAUCUGACCCGCAGGAACGAGUGUCCAGUAUUUUUACAAUAUUAAAAAAGCUACCUAAACCAAAUUAUGAUUUAGUUGAAAGAUUAAUAUUUCAUCUGGCAAGGGUAGCAUUAGGAGAAAAUCACAAUAGAAUGGGUCCCAACGCGUUAGCUAUCGUAUUCGCCCCAUGCAUCCUGCGCACACACAAGGUACAGCCUGCGCAGGACUCGCUACAUGACAUCGCGCGACAAACCGCCUGCCUCGAAGCCAUCCUCAUCGACAAAAUAAGCAAUACGCGCGGUACGCUGGAGGAUAUCGCGACUUUGGAUAAAGCAUGUGAGACGGCGUCUAAUCGACUGACCAUAAUCCGCGCGCGAAGUCUCGCUCCGCGACAGGAGGAGCAAAUCCUCGAAGGACACAUACACGAAAUCGAAAAGGAGAAGAGGAAUCUUACCUUCAACCUGCCUACACUUAUUAGGGCGACAUCAGACGACGAUUUGCUAUCAACUACAGACCACGACGGCGAGUUUGGCAGCACCGAUGACGUCAGCACGGGCGCCUCUUCGUUGCGAUCACAACGACUCCUACAUCGCCAGCUCUCUUCAGACGACCCUAUAAUGGUGUAGACGAAAUUCCCUAAACACCAAAGGAUAUUUACAACGCAUUCAUCGUUGAACUUUUGAAGAUUGUUGGUUUGUUUCAUUAGCCGUGAUCAUUAAUCAGAAACGACACUCAGGCUUUUGUGAGCGAACCGAAAACAACACUUAAAUAUAUAGUAUUUAUAUCUUGCCAUGAUACAUAAUUUUAACGGAAUUUACUAUAUAUAACUCGUAAAUAAAUUACUGUUUAUUUUUUAAAAUGUUACAAAAAUAGUGUGGAAAAAGAUCAAAUACGUAGACAAAAAUACCUUUUGUAAACCUAAUAAUAUUACAUUCGUUACUCAUUAUAUUAGAUUCGUAGCAACAUUAAAACUAGAUAAAUAAAUAAUAAUUAGUACCUAAUCGCUUUACACUUCAUGUAAUGUCGUAAAUACAUUUUCGAUAUCAUUCAUGACAAACACGAAAAUAAUCUAAAAAGAGAAACGAAACAUGCAUUCAAACAAUAAUCAUUCCUCGUUCAGCGUUUAUUUUGUGUAUAGUAUUAUAUUUCAAUAAAUGAAUAUUUAAUAUUCCUAUUUUAUCAAUCAACGAAAAAAUUUCUUUGUUCUACUUCUAAAAUGGUACACUUUUAAGCAUUUAUUUUUAAUGAUAAUAAUUCAAGAAUUUUUAGUCAAAUAUUGAAGUUAAGUUUUAAAGCCUUUUAAGAAUGAGUUGAGUUUAAAAUAAAAAAUUUCAAUUACUAUUUAAAAAAUUGAAUCUUUGAUUCAAAUAUGGUUUUAAUGUACAAAAAAAUAGUUACAAAAAUAUUGUAUUAAACUUGAAUUUACUUCAAAAUUGUAUUGUAUUCAAAAAUUAUCUAUACAAUUAUUUAUAGACAAAUAAUACAUUUAUUGUUAUUGAAUGUUAAAUAAUGUUCACAUUGAAUGUCAUCACUCGGUAUGUGUUGUUGUUAACUUCAAAAGUUCUGGACAUUUUAUAGACCACUUAUUAUGGCGGGCUUUGUUCGUGCAGAUGUAUUCCAAGCAAAUUUGUAGAGUUUUACAAAAAAAAAUAUUUAUAAAAUAACUAAAUAAAUUCUCUAUGGUGCAUUUUAAAUAUUUUAAAACUUUCUGGUUGUUUUCAUGAUGACACGUUCAAUCAGAUU